AGCCAAAGGAAGCGAGGCUCAGACAGAGCAGCUGCUGUUCCAGCCACAGCAGCCACUGCUGCACCCUUGAAAGGAGGCCCCUGCUGUGCAGAGAUGUAAAAUAAAAUGGGAUUCUGACACUUGAUGACAUGUCACUAUUUGGAAUAAUAAUGAGCAUUGACAUGUUUUGGAUUAGCUGAUGACUUUCAGAAAUGAUCCACUGUCUGCUACAGAGAAGCUGAAUAUCCUCCAUUUGGAGUGAACAGGCUAGAUUGUUACUGAAGUUUCAAGAUGACAGAUCCAAUGAUGGAUUUUUUUGAUGAUGCCAAUCUUUUUGGUGAGACCUUAGAAGGUUUGUCAGAUGAUGCAUUUGUACAACCAGGACCUGUUUCUCUAGUUGAUGAAUUGAACUUGGGUGCAGAAUUUGAACCUUUGCACAUAGACUCACUGAACCAUGUUCAGGGUACUACAACACAUCAGAAGAUGACUGAUUUUGAACAGUUAAACCAGUUUGAUUCACUGAAAUUUCAUCAAGUUAAUCAGUCUUUUGGUAGUCCAGCAGAACACGUGUUAUCUCCACACUCUCAGUUUAACUGUUCUCCGAUCCACCCCCAGAACCAAUCCAAUGGUUUGUUUCCAGAUGUAGCAGAUGGGAGUCCUAUGUGGGGCCACCAGACAGCUACUAGCAUUUCAAAUCAAAAUGGGUCUCCUUUUCACCAACAAGGACAUUCACACCCUAUGCAUCAAAAUAAAAGCUUUGUGGCACACUCUGAUUUUGCCUUAUAUCAUGCCAAUGAACAACAAACACAGUGUACAUCGUUACGCUCACAGCAGAACAGAAAUAAUCAUAACUCCGGGCAAAAUUCUCUUAACCAGUCUAAAAAUUUUAUGGAUGUUAACGUUUCUGGUCCACACAGAGUCAGUGUUAACCACCCACCACAAAUUACUAAUGCAUCUUCUUCACAACAGUCUCUUCCGAUGCAGCAGUUUUCUCAAACGUCAAAUCCUUCAAUACACUUCCUCAAGUGUAGCAGUCAUCAAGAAGGAAAUUUUAAUGGACCUUCUCCAAAUAUGACUUCUUGUUCUGUCAGUAAUUCACAGCAGUUUUCUUCACAUUAUUCCUUUUCCAGUAAUCAUAUAUCAUCAAACAGUCUUCUUCAGUCUUCUGCUGUUCUUGCUUCUAAUCAUACAAAUCAAACUUUAUCUGAUUUUCCUGGAAGUAAUUCCUUUUCUCCUCAUAGGGGAAUCAAGCAGGAAUCAACUCAGCAUAUCCUAAACCCUAAUACAUCAUUGAAUUCUAAUAAUUUCCAAAUGUUGCAUUCGUCACAUCCUCAGGGUAAUUAUAGCAAUUCAAAAUUAUCUCCUGUGCACAUGAACUUCCCAGAUCCUGUUGACUCAGGAACUCAAAUGGGCCAUUUCAAUGAUCACGUGGAAACCAAUGGCUUUUCAUCUUUAGAAGAGAAUUUACUUCAUCAAGUGGAGUCUCAAACUGAGCCAUUCACAGGACUUGACCCAGAGGACCUUCUUCAGGAGGGUCUCCUACCCCAGUUUGAUGAGACAACAUUUGGGCAAGAUAGUUCAAGUCAUGUCUUAGAUCAUGACCUGGAUCGGCAGUUUACUUCACAUCUCAUGACACGGCCUUUGGAUAUGGCUCAAGUUCAAUUGCAAAGUCAGGCUCGGAGCUGGCAUUCAUCACUUUCUAAUCAUCAGCACUUACAUGACAGAAAUCGCCUAUGUUUACAACAACAGCCUCCGUCUUCCAAGAAGAGUGAUGGUUCUGGGACAUAUACUAAGUUGCAGAAUACCCAGGUGAGGGUCAUGUCUGAGAAGAAGCAGAGAAAAAAGAUGGAAUCAGAAAGCAAGCAAGAAAAGGCUAAUCGUAUAAUAUCAGAGGCCAUAGCAAAAGCAAAGGAGCGUGGGGAACGCAAUAUUCCACGAGUAAUGAGCCCUGAAAACUUUCCUAGUGCUUCAAUUGAAGGAAAAGAGGAAAAGAAAGGCAGAAGGAUGAAAUCCAAGCCAAAGGACAAAGAGAGCAAAAAAACAAAAACUUGUUCCAAAUUAAAAGAGAAGACAAAAAUCGGCAAACUCAUUAUUACAUUGGGUAAGAAACAAAAAAGAAAGAAUGAGUCUUCAGAUGAAAUAUCUGAUACCGAGCAGAUGCCACAGCAUACGUUGAAAGAUGAGGACCCUCAAAAAAGAAGAUCAAAUCGACAAAUUAAAAGGAAAAAAUAUGCAGAAGAAGCAGAAGGGAAACAAUGUGAAGAAUCAAUUAAAGGUUCUAUGAAAAUAAAAAAGAAUUCAGCUCCUUUACCUGGUGAACAACCCUUACAAUUAUUUGUGGAGAAUCCCAGUGAAGAAGAUGCUGCAAUUGUGGACAAAAUAUUAUCUUCUAGAAUUGUGAAAAAGGAAAUAUCCCCUGGAGUGAUGAUUGAUACAGAAGAAUUUUUUGUAAAAUACAAGAAUUACUCCUAUCUUCACUGUGAAUGGGCUACAGAAGAGCAGCUUUUGAAAGAUAAGAGAAUCCAGCAGAAAAUUAAGCGAUUUAAAAUGAGACAAGCACAAAGAGCACAUUUUUUCUCAGACAUGGAAGAAGAACCAUUUAACCCAGACUAUGUUGAAGUAGACAGAGUAUUAGAAGUCUCAUUUUGUGAAGAUAAGGAUACUGGUGAGCCUGUUAUCUACUACUUAAUAAAGUGGUGCUCAUUGCCAUAUGAAGAUAGUACUUGGGAACUAAAAGAAGAUGUAGAUCUUGCAAAAAUAGAAGAGUUUGAACAGUUGCAAGCUUCAAGGCCUGACACAAGACGCUUGGACCGUCCUCCCUCUAAUAUUUGGAAAAAAAUAGAUCAAUCCAGGGACUAUAAAAACGGCAACCAACUCAGGGAAUAUCAGUUAGAAGGACUCAACUGGCUCUUGUUUAAUUGGUAUAAUAGACGAAACUGCAUUUUAGCAGAUGAAAUGGGUCUUGGAAAAACCAUUCAAUCAAUUACAUUCCUCUAUGAAAUCCUUCUAACUGGUAUACGAGGACCCUUCCUGAUUAUUGCUCCGCUUUCUACUAUUGCAAACUGGGAGAGAGAGUUUCGUACGUGGACUGAUAUUAAUGUUGUCGUUUAUCAUGGGAGCCUGAUUAGCAGACAAAUGAUACAGCAAUAUGAAAUGUACUUCAGGGACUCUCAGGGGCAUAUCAUUCGAGGAGCUUACAGGUUCCAAGCCAUCAUCACGACUUUUGAAAUGAUUCUUGGAGGCUGUGGAGAACUAAAUGCAAUUGAAUGGCGGUGUGUGAUUAUUGAUGAAGCACAUAGAUUAAAAAACAAAAAUUGUAAACUCCUGGAAGGUCUGAAACUCAUGAAUCUGGAACACAAGGUGCUUUUAACUGGCACACCUCUCCAAAAUACAGUUGAAGAACUAUUCAGUCUUCUUCAUUUUCUUGAACCCUUAAGGUUUCCCUCCGAAUCAACAUUCAUGCAAGAAUUUGGGGAUCUGAAAACAGAAGAACAGGUACAAAAACUUCAGGCUAUCCUGAAACCUAUGAUGUUGAGACGAUUGAAAGAAGACGUGGAAAAGAAGUUGGCACCUAAGGAAGAAACCAUCAUUGAAGUAGAGCUUACUAACAUUCAGAAAAAGUACUACCGGGCUAUUUUGGAAAAGAACUUUUCAUUUUUAUCCAAAGGAGCAGGACAAACUAAUGUACCUAACUUGGUUAAUACCAUGAUGGAGCUCAGGAAAUGUUGUAAUCAUCCAUACCUUAUAAAAGGUGCUGAGGAGAAAAUACUUGGAGAAUUUAGAGAUACUUAUAAUCCAGCUGCUUCUGAUUUUCAUCUUCAAGCAAUGAUCCAGUCUGCUGGUAAACUGGUCCUUAUUGAUAAAUUACUUCCGAAAAUGAAAGCAGGAGGACAUAAAGUGCUCAUCUUCUCUCAGAUGGUACGCUGCCUUGACAUCCUGGAAGACUAUCUUAUCCAUAAAAGAUAUUUAUAUGAGCGAAUUGAUGGUAGAGUCAGAGGAAAUCUACGACAAGCUGCUAUAGACCGAUUUAGUAAGCCUGAUUCAGAUCGAUUUGUUUUUCUUCUGUGUACCCGAGCUGGUGGAUUAGGCAUCAACCUAACUGCAGCUGAUACGUGUAUUAUUUUUGAUUCCGAUUGGAAUCCUCAAAAUGAUCUUCAGGCCCAAGCACGUUGCCACAGAAUUGGUCAGAACAAAGCAGUUAAAGUCUACCGACUGGUAACUCGUAACUCCUACGAGAGAGAGAUGUUUGACCGAGCCAGUCUGAAACUGGGUCUAGACAAGGCUGUCUUACAGAGCAUGAGUGGAAGAGAGAGUAAUGUUGGUGGUAUUCAACAACUUUCAAAAAAAGAAAUAGAAGACCUUCUUCGGAGAGGUGCAUAUGGUGCCAUUAUGGAGGAAGAGGAUGAAGGCUCUAAAUUCUGUGAGGAGGAUAUUGAUCAAAUUUUACAACGUCGUACAAAAACUAUAACAAUUGAAUCAGAAGGACGUGGGUCAACAUUUGCCAAGGCAAGUUUUGUGGCCUCUGGGAACCGAACAGAUAUUUCCUUAGAUGAUCCCAAUUUCUGGCAGAAAUGGGCUAAAAAAGCAGAAAUAGAUAUAGAUGCUAUUAGUGGCAGAAAUAGUUUGGUUAUUGAUACUCCAAGAAUUAGGAAGCAAACAAGACCCUUCAGUGCCACAAAAGAUGAAUUGGCUGAAUUAUCUGAAGCUGAAAGUGAGGGAGAUGAAAAGCCCAAACUCCGGAGACCAUGUGACCGUACCAAUGGCUAUGGAAGAACUGAAUGCUUUAGAGUAGAAAAGAAUCUGCUAGUUUAUGGGUGGGGCCGGUGGAGAGAGAUUCUUUCUCAUGGCCGUUUUAAAAGGCAGCUGAAUGAGCAUGACGUUGAAAUAAUUUGCCGAGCCCUCUUAGCAUAUUGCCUUAUUCACUACCGAGGAGAUGAGAAAAUUAAAGGCUUCAUAUGGGAUCUCAUUACCCCAACUGAAGAUGGGCAAACAAGAGAGCUACAAAAUCAUCUGGGCCUGUCAGCUCCAGUACCCAGAGGUCGGAAAGGGAAGAAAGUAAAGACUCAGACAAGCUCCUUUGAUAUACAAAAGGCAGAAUGGCUUCGAAAAUAUAAUCCUGAGCAGCUACUUCAAGAUGAAGGCUAUAAAAAACAUAUAAAACACCACUGUAAUAAAGUUUUGCUUCGUGUGAGAAUGUUGUAUUAUCUAAAGCAAGAAGUCAUUGGAAAUGAGUGUCAGAAAGUAUUUGAUGGAGUGGAUGCCAGUGACAUUGAUGUAUGGGUCCCAGAGCCAGACCAUUCAGAAGUUCCUGCUGAGUGGUGGGAUUUUGAUGCUGAUAAAUCGCUCCUUAUUGGAGUUUUUAAGCAUGGUUAUGAAAAAUAUAACACUAUUCGAGCAGACCCGGCAUUAUGCUUCUUGGAAAGAGUGGGGAAACCUGAUGAGAAAGCAGUUGCUGCUGAACAGAGAGCAAAUGAUUAUAUGGAUGGGGAUGUGGAAGAUCCAGAGUACAAGCCUGCCCCCACUAUCUUUAAAGAUGAUAUAGAGGAUGAUGUUUCUUCCCCAGGAGAUCUUGUUAUAGCAGAUGGAGAUGGUCAACUGAUGGAGGGUGAUAAAGUUUAUUGGCCUCCUCCAUCAGCUUUAACCACACGACUGAGGCGUCUCAUCACUGCCUAUCAGCGUACUAAUAAAAACAGACAAAUCCAGCAGAUACCACCAGCUUUCUCAGUGCCUGCCAGUGUCAUGCAGCCUCUUUAUGAAGAAGCCACUCUUAAUCCUAAAAUGGCAGCAAAGAUAGAAAGACAACAAAGAUGGACAAGGAGAGAAGAAGCUGACUUUUACAGAGUUGUAUCUACAUUUGGAGUGGUAUUUGAUCCUGACAGAGGCCAGUUUGAUUGGACAAAAUUUAGAGCUAUGGCUAGGCUGCAUAAGAAAACUGAUGACAGUUUGGAGAAAUAUUUGCAUGCGUUCAUGUCCAUGUGUCGGAGGGUUUGCCGUCUUCCUUCCAAAGAAGAGUUGGUAGACCCAAAUAUUUUUAUCCAGCCAAUCACAGAAGAACGUGCUUCUCGGACUUUGUAUCGCAUUGAACUUCUAAGGAAAGUACGGGAACAGGCUCUCCGACAUCCACAGUUAUUUGAACGCUUAAAGCUUUGUCAUCCAAAUCCAGACUUGCCAAUCUGGUGGGAAUGUGGCCCUCAUGAUAGGGAUUUGCUUAUUGGAGCUGCUAAACAUGGGGUGAGCCGAACAGACUAUCACAUUCUUCGUGACCCUGAACUCUCAUUUAUGACAGCUCAAAGGAACUACAGUCAAAGUAAGAUGGCUCAUUCCAGGACUUCUACCCCACUUUUACAGCAAUAUCAAGUAGCACUUUCUGCUUCUCCCCUUACCUCUCUACCUAGGCUCCUAGAUGCUAAAGGUAUAAUUCUAGAGGAUAUGAAAGUUAAAAGUGAAAACCUUAAAGAGGAGCCUCAGUCUUCUGAAGAAGAAUCUAUAUCUUCUGAGGAAACCAGGACACUAAUAAAGUCUGAACCUGUCAGUCCAAAGAAUGGUGUUUUACCACAGGCUACUGGAGACCAGAAAUCUGGUGGAAAAGGAGAAACAGACAGACGCAUGGUUGCAGCCAGAACAGAACCUCUAACUCCAAACCCAGCUUCUAAGAAACAGCGAGUCCACAAAAGAGGGUCAGAAUCUAGUUCUGAUUCUGACUCUGAUUCUGAGAGGUCAUCUUCAUCGUCUUCUUCCUCCUCCUCUUCCUCUUCCUCUUCUUGUUCCCACUCUCGAUCAGGCUCUAGUUCCUCUUCAUCCUCAUCUUGUUCUUCAGCAUCGUCUUCUUCCUCCUCCUCUUCCUCCUCCUCAUCAUCCUCUUCAUCUUCGUCAGAAGAGAGUGACAGUGAAGAAGAGGAAGUCCAAAAGCGAGAAGGUACCCCUCACAUGAAAGCCUAUGAUGAAGAAAGUGUUGCAUCACUGAGCACUACCCAGGAUGAGACUCAGGAUAGUUUCCAGAUGAACAAUGGGACACCAGAGUCUGCUUACAUAUUACAAGGUGGAUACAUGCUUGCAGCAUCAUACUGGCCAAAGGAUCGUGUGAUGAUCAAUCGUUUGGACAGUAUUUGUCAAACAGUUCUGAAAGGGAAGUGGCCUUCAGCUAGAAGAAGUUACGAUGCUAAUUCAGUGGCCUCUUUCUAUACCACCAAACUGCUAGACAGCCCUGGAGCAGCUACAGAAUACAGCGAGCCAAGUGUACCCACUCCCUCAGGUGCAGGUGUUAAAGAAGAACAUGAUCAGUCACCACAGAUGUCAAAGGAAGGUGGUUUGAAAUUGACAUUUCAGAAGCAAGGGCUUGCUCAGAAGAGACCAUUUGAUAGUGAAGAUGGUGCUCUGGGGCAGCAGCAGUACCUCACUCGCCUUCGGGAGCUCCAAAGUGCAUCGGAGACCAGCCUCGUCAAUUUUCCAAAAUGUACACCAGUAUCAGGUACUUCUAUUCAAUCAACCCUUGGUGCCAAUGGAGUGAUAUUAGACAACCAACCUAUAGUCAAAAAAAGGCGAGGAAGGAGGAAGAAUGUAGAAGGUGUUGACAUCCUCUUUUUUAAUAGAAACAAACCACCUAAUCAUGUUACUAUAGGUAUACCCACCUCACAGAUGUCUACAGGGAUAAAUACACCUCUUUCCUAUACUCAACUUCAAGGAAUGCCUGAUUUGGAAAGUCCAGUUCCAGUUAUUAACCUUAAAGAUGGGACAAGACUUGCAGGUGAUGAUGCACCGAAGAGAAAGGAUUUGGAAAAAUGGCUUAAGGAGCACCCAGGUUAUGUGGAAGAUUUAGGAGCUUUUAUUCCUAGAAUGCAGCUUCAUGAGGGAAGGCCAAAACAAAAAAGACACCGUUGCAGAAACCCCAAUAAAUUAGAUGUUAAUAGUCUCACUGGAGAAGAACGUGUUCAACUGAUUAACAGAAGAAAUGCUAGAAAGGUUGGAGGUGCAUUUGCUCCCCCACUGAAAGAUUUAUGUAGAUUCCUGAAAGAAAAUUCAGAAUAUGGAGUAGCUCCUGAAUGGGGAGAUGUUGUUAAGCAGUCUGGAUUUCUUCCAGAAAGUAUGUAUGAACGUAUUCUCACUGGUCCUGUUGUAAGAGAGGAAGUAAGCAGGAGAGGGAGACGGCCUAAAAGUGGAAUUUCGAAGGCUGCUGCCGCAGCAGCAGCAGCAGCAGCUGCAAAUGCCACAAGUGUUUCGGGCAAUCCUUUGUUAGCCAAUGGAUUACUUCCAGGUGUGGAUCUGACAACUCUUCAGGCCUUACAACAAAACCUACAAAACUUGCAGUCACUGCAAGUAACUGCAGGGCUGAUGGGAAUGCCUCCUAACCUGUCUUCUGGAGGAGAAGCUAAAAACAUGGCUGCCAUGUUUCCCAUGCUGCUGUCAGGAAUGGCUGCAUUACCAAAUCUGUUGGGCAUGGGAGGACUCCUUACAAAGCCUACAGAAUCUGGGACAGAAGAGAAAAAGGGACAUGACUCUAAGGAGCUAGAAGGAAAAAAAGAAAGGACAGAGAGCCAAAAUUCAGAAAAUGGUGGAGAAAACUCUGUAUCAAGUUCUCCUUCAGCGUCCUCUUCUACUGCGUUAAAUACAGCUGCAGCUGCCAACCCAUUAGCUCUUAACCCACUGUUACUAUCUAAUAUACUUUAUCCAGGGAUGCUUCUCACUCCAGGCCUUAAUCUUCAUAUUCCAGCUUUGUCCCAGUCCAAUACUUUUGAUGUACAGAAAAACAAAAACAGUGACUUAAGCUCAUCUAAGUCUGUAGAGGUAAAGGAAGAAGAUUCCAGAGUCAGAGAUCAGGUUGACAAAGGGGGAACUGAACCAAGUCCUCUCAAUGAAAACAGCACAGAUGAGGGUUCAGAGAAAGCCGAUGCUUCGUCUGGAUCUGAUAGUACAUCAUCAUCCUCUGAGGAUUCAGAUUCUAGUAAUGAAGACUGA
Orycteropus afer afer is the source of this 8931-nucleotide messenger RNA. The record is from RefSeq and is a predicted model, not a curated record. Lineage: Eukaryota; Metazoa; Chordata; Mammalia; Tubulidentata; Orycteropodidae.